AUGGCGCAACCGAUUGAUUACCACCGCAGCGAUGCCGCUGUAACACUCAUUAAAGAUGUUCUUGAAAAACUCAAACACGCUUUCCAAACCGAGAAUGAUGUCCUCUUUCUAACAUCGUCUGGAACCGGUGCUAUGGAAGGGGCUGUCGUUAAUCUUCUGUCUCGUGGAGACAAAGUAAUUGUCGUUCGGAGCGGUAAAUUCGGGGAACGGUGGAACGACAUCUGCACCGCUUAUGGGAUCGAAGUGAUCCCGAUUGACGUGACAUGGGGGGAUUCUGUUGAGCCACAGACAGUUGAAGCACUCUUAACGAAACACCCUGAUGUAAAAGCGGUGUUUGCAACGCUCUGUGAGACAUCGACGGGUGCUUUGCACGACAUUGAGGCGUUGGCACGUUUAACGCGAGUUCGUUCGAUCCCUCUUGGUUGUUGA
Molecule: messenger RNA, 429 nt
Organism: Geodia barretti
Lineage: Eukaryota; Metazoa; Porifera; Demospongiae; Tetractinellida; Geodiidae
Source: the annotation of a GenBank genome assembly